CCAUUUACUCUGUUAACAGCUUGCAUUGAAAACUUAAAUCCCCUCAGCUCGGGCAUUAACUUCACAAUGCAAAAUUAUCAAAAGCUAGAUUAAAUCUAAAGUCCUUUAUUUAAUGAAAAGAAAACAAGUUACGUUCAGGUGCUGCAUUACAUUUACUUACACUCAGAUUGUGUACUGCCCUGACUGAACUUGUGUCUGGAUGUUCUGGUCUCCUUCGAGGGACAAGGUGAUAGAGCAGGAAAGACAACUCCGUCAAGCAGCCGAAGAGAGACUUCAGUCUCAUCUUACAGACCUGUACAACAACCCAGAAGUCAACAGAGAGCUGAGGGAGCGCCUCCCACGGGCCGGCAAGUCUGACCCCCUGGACACCAGCCUGACCAUCAAUGACAACAGUGUAGAGGAGGGGUCAGUUGUUGACAGAAUGGAGAAAACUCAGGACACUCCCAAACAGAGCUCUGCUGCAGCUGUUGUCAAUGGGGUGGACCUUUCAGAUAUUGAGAACCAGAUUAUUGCUGAUAAGGAGAACCAGUCUGAUAAGAAGAAGGAAGAGACACCCUCAGCUGCAGCAGCUUCAGAAACAUCUCCAUCAACCUCUUACAGGAGACCUCUGCCUUCCUCCUUUGCCAACUCUCCCACACAAUCCUUCAGUCAAAUUGGAAGCUAUGCCCCCUCCUUCAUUGCCCCACCCAUGUACCUCAGCCAGCCCUACCCUGCUGGCUAUCUCAACCCCUCCUUGUUCUCCUACAACAUGGGGUCCCCCAGAGGGCAGCCAAUUAGGCCCACCUUUACCUCCAGUCUUCAACAGAACACCAGUGUACCAGUUGUAGAGGACAACUUUGCUCCUCAGAAUUCAGCCACUGCCUCCAGUGAACAGGCGGACACUCCUUUAGAAGUGACAGAUCUCAGCUCUAGUCCUCAGAAAGACGCCAAGCCAUGUGAUCAGCAGCCAUCCACUGGUGUGGGGUUCCAGACAGGGUACAGUCCUUUUGCUGCCUCUGGUUUAAGAAGUUCCCCAUUCCUACCUCCUCACUCCUCCAAUGUGCAAUCCUCAAUGACUGGCUAUUUCCCUUCAUUCUCACAUGGCUAUGGUCUCACUGCAUCCAGUAAUCCAGCUGACCAAUCAAAACAGAUAGCACUCCUCCUCUCAGAACUUGAUGCUGCAAAGGCACAAAACAAAAAGUUAGCAGAGAAGCUAGCCCAAGUGGAACAUGACUUGGAGUCAUCCAGACUGAGACUGAAGACCAAAGAGGUCAAUGUCAAGGGCAGCACUGAAGCAUCGGCUGCAGCAGGAAUGGUCCAAGAGAUCCACUCAGCUCAAAGGAAGAGGGAAGAGAGCAUGAUGGGAAGAAUGAAACUGAACUCGCAGGAGAAAGAGGAAGCCCUGCGGAGAUUGAGGGAACUAGAGAGAAGAUUGGAUGAGGGUUAUUCUGACAACACUGACCUGUCCGAUUUUGAUGACCAUGAUGAGGACGAGGUCACAGAGGGUAUUGAUAACUUGUUGUCUCAGAUUGACUCCAACUAUGGAACAGACAAAAAAUAUAACGCCUUCUUACGACGUCUUGAGAUGGUGAAACAACGACAAAGGGAGAUAACUGAGGAAGAGAUGCAUACUCUGUUGGAGGAAAGAGACAUCGCUAUGGCCAGGUCAAGAAAACUAGAGGAAGAAUUGUUGAAAUAUCAAAAAGAAAACACACCAUCAAACAACGAAGAACAUCUGAAGGCACAGAUUGCAAUUCUCCAACAAGAGCGCAACUUGGCAUUUGCGCAAAAUCGACAACUCGCGGAUGAAAUUCAGACGAUACGCAUCUACUACAGCCUCCAUAAAUCCCUCAGCACAGAGUCCCAGUCCUCGGACGAGGUCAACUCACUUCAUCCCUUCAAGUCCUCGCUAAGCAACAACGCCGAGAAAGAGAAGCGCCACCUGCUGGAGCAGCUAUCUGAGGAACGCCGGGAAAAGCACGAGCUGCAGACGGAGCUGGAGAAAAUGGAGUCUCGAGUGGACGAGAGUUCACGAGAACAUGAAAGAUUGAACAACUUGGUGGCAGCUUUACGACGAAAAUUAAAAACUGAGUUGGCAAAAGCAGAAGCUGCUGUUUUGCAAGAAAGGUCAUAAGACAGACAUGCAGUCUUACACACAAAGCGUUCGCUAACUUUUCUUUCUUUCACUAUAUAUAUUAUGAAAGAUAUUUCAGAAGCAAUUUAAUAGUGAUGUGUCAAAUUCAACUUUGAAAACUUAACAUCUAUAUUUUAAGAAAAUUGUAUUUUCUUUAAGUGAUACGAAUACACUAUACAUGAGCUAUACAUGUCCUGUAGUUAUAUAAGUACUACAGUAUGUAAAUAUAAACUUGUUAUCAUUGUGUAUCGGACUUUGACUCCACAGCUAUUGUUUGUCAGCUCUUAAUAUAAAAAUAAGUUAGGUCAGUUUCAUAACAGAAGUUGAUAAUAUACGUCCUUAUUUAUUUGAUACAUAAUCAAUAUUUUUACUGAAGUGUACUUUAAUGAUGUGAUAUAGUAGAAGCAAUAUUAUUGUAACGAGAGGUACUCAUCCUUUAUUAUUAAACUAUUUUUGAUAUGUAUAGAAAUAUAUAUAGAGAUAUAUAUUUUAUACAAUUAUAUAUAUUAUAAUUACUGAUAUGAUUAAUAUUUAUGUAUAUAACUUGGAUAUAUUGUAACAUUUGUAAUCAAUAUACUGGGGGUUUUCUACCUAUAGAACCUAUUCUACAUGUUCUUCCUCUUCAGUGCAAUCUAUUGACUUUUUGUCUGAUGUGCAAAAUAUUCCUUUCAACUUCAUUUACUGCCAUAAAUCUUAUUCAAGUUGUUCAAUAAUUUUUUCAGAGUUAUUUCAUUGUAUUUACAUUUUCAUUUUAGGCGAAUGAAAAGUCAAGCUUACAUAUAUAUACAAAUUGUGUAAUAUUGUCAAGAUGAAGCAUUGGAUAAUAAACAAUGCAAAGGAUUAUUUCAGAUAAGGCUGUGUGAUAUACAUAUUUUAUGUUUUAAGUGAAUUGAAAGUAUUUCUGUAUCUAACUGUGAAAUUCCUUAUUUAUUGUUGAGUCUGUUUUUAUUUUAUUGUUACGCUGCCAUUGAUUUGGUUUGUGAUGCCUCUGAUCUACACACUGUUAUGUCCUCUCUACACAAGCUUUGUCCAUUUCCGUCCCAAAUAUUUAUUCCUCGACAGGUUUGCUUUUACUGUUGAUUGUAUUAGUUGGACUUGUCUCAUGCCUUAUUAUAUUUUACAGAUAUUGAAAAAAGCAUUAUUGUUCUAAACAGAAAACUAAUAAAUUUAUACAACAUUA
Magallana angulata is the source of this 3293-nucleotide messenger RNA. Its product is annotated as mirror-image polydactyly gene 1 protein-like. The transcript is spliced from 12 exons. NCBI's taxonomy places the organism in Eukaryota, Metazoa, Mollusca, Bivalvia, Ostreida, Ostreidae. The record is from RefSeq and is a predicted model, not a curated record. The coding region runs from base 200 to 2113 and encodes 637 amino acids.